This is a messenger RNA of Aspergillus mulundensis, 1017 nucleotides long. RefSeq names its product glutathione S-transferase family protein. Bases 1 to 1017 code for a protein of 338 amino acids. The transcript is spliced from 2 exons. The record is from RefSeq and is a predicted model, not a curated record. Lineage: Eukaryota; Fungi; Ascomycota; Eurotiomycetes; Eurotiales; Aspergillaceae.
AUGACUGACAUUAUCCUCUUCCACUACCCUCGCCCGCCCUUCUCCGCGCGAGUCCUCUACUACCUGGCCUUCCGGGGGAUCCCCUACGACCAAUGUAUCCAACCCCAGAUCCUCCCCCGCCCUGACCUCGCUCGCCUCGGAAUCCGCUACCGUCGCAUCCCGCUGCUCUCCAUCAGUCGCGAUGUCUACCUCGAUUCUCCCCUGAUCCUGCGUACCCUCGAGCGCAUCGAGGGCGCUAAGCCCCCGUUCGCCGCGACCUCCACCCCCGAGCAACGCGCCCUCGAACAGCUCCUCGCCAAGUUGACUCUCGAGACCGGCCUCUUCCGAAACAUCGUCCAGAUCCUCCUCCCUAAUACCCCGUUGAUGCACAAUGAAGCCUUCAUGAAAGACCGCCUGGAUAUGAUCGGUGGCGGGCCGGGCAUGGAUUUUGCGGACUUUGUCCUCGCCGGGCGACCGGGUGCUAUUCUCGAGGUGAAGAAUACGUUCGAGUUCCUGGAAACGACCUUGCUGGCAGACGGAAGGCAGUGGCUCGCAAAGACAGAGGCUCCGGGCCUUGCGGACAUCGAGAUGGUGUGGCCUCUACACUGGCUGAUUUCGGUCCCGGGCGCACUGCCUGAAGAACACAUUUCGUCGCACUUGUUUCCCAAGGUCUUUGCCUGGAUUGAUAGAUUCCAGAAGGCCUUUGGAGAGGCACAGAAAGCGCUCCGUGCCCCCGAGACGCUAUCUGGCGAGCGAGUAGCAGAACUGCUCGAAGGAGCUGCAGCGGAGGAGUCAAAGGACGUAGUUGAUGCGAGCGAUCCUCUUGUUCAAGCCAGCGGACUUCUGAAGGGACAAGUCGUUCAACUGUGGCCUACUGACAGCGGCGCCAGACACAAAACGGUCGGGAGACUGCUCGGGCUGACGGACAAGGAGAUCACCAUUGAGACCUUCGAAGGCGAUGUCUCGGUUCGAGUCCAUGCCCCAAGACGCGCUUUCCAGGUUGCUGCACUCCCGUCGGAGAAAGCACAUCUCAGUUGA